This is a messenger RNA of Lycium barbarum (goji berry), 707 nucleotides long. RefSeq lists its product as uncharacterized. The record is from RefSeq and is a predicted model, not a curated record. The transcript is spliced from 3 exons. The coding region runs from base 1 to 390 and encodes 129 amino acids. Lineage: Eukaryota; Viridiplantae; Streptophyta; Magnoliopsida; Solanales; Solanaceae.
AUGUUCUUCCAGACUCGUAAAAAGGAUAACAAGCUUGUUGAACCUGAAACAAUUGCAAAAUAUGCUGAAAUCCAAAAAUUGGUUCAAUCUGAUUCGUCACUUACAAAUAUUGAAGUCGUAGAAAAGUGCUUUGGACCUCAACGUAAGAGUCAUGUAGUUGGAUUUGGUGGUGGGAUAACCGCUAAAGAGUUGAAAGGUGGUAACUCUUCAAAGGCUGCCUUGUUAGAUAAGUUGAAUGCAAGUGAAAAAGAAAAUGAAUCACUAAAAAGACGCAUGGAUGAGUUAGAGAAUAAAUGUGAACGCAUGGAUGAGCUAGAGAGUAAAUAUGAACGGCUUGCAAGUGCAGUGUUUGGUCAGCCUUCAUCACCAUCAUCUGCAAAUGAUCAAUAGAUUGAAUCAUUUAACAGCUCAAGAAUUUGAAGGAUGAAGAGUUUAUCGUUCAAGAAAGGAGCAAGUUGAAGUACAAGGCGACUUUUAUAAUAUUAGGGGUGGUUUACAGACAAUAUCUUAUGUAUAAAUACUGCAAUUUUUAUCUUUUAGGAGUUGAUAAAAAUGGUAUCAUAAAACUUGGAUGGUAUAUCUCUUUUUAAUUCUUUGUAUUAACAAUAGAGUUUUAUAUGAAUAUUAAUUAUUUAGUAUAUUUUUGGAUGUGUCUGUGUAUUAUUCAGUUGUAUAAUUUUUUUUACAACAGUAAAUAGAAAUGUGGU